AUGUCGGCUCAGCAGGCCAACAUAUCGAUGGCGCGCACGCGAUCGUUACGCGUCCCUGCCAAAGCAGCACUGACCGCCCCCCAGCCAGCACUGUCUACGACCUCCGCGGCCCAGGUCCCUUGCUGUACUUCCAAUGUCCUGCUAUUCCUCACAAAUCUUCGCCUCCUAGACCUUGACAAAGAAUCCGAUUGGCCUGCCAUCACUCCUGCUACCUUGUCUGCAAGAGAUGCUGCUGGUGGGCAAAAGAGGCGGAUUCAAUGUGUUGAAUGGGCGCUGUACCAGCUCUUCCUUCUGUGGGACUAUCAUGAGGCUCAAAACAAACUCCGUCCUUUCUACCCACCCCUCGACCAAGUCCAGUCGAUUAACCUCCGCGCAGCCCUCCUUCGAGGCCUCGAGCAAGCCAAGAAGAACGGAGUCCUCGGUCGCGAUGCUGUCAUACGCAAAACAAUGUUGGACGAAUGCAAGGGCGAACGAUUGGAGGAGGUUCUCGCUGUCUUCUCUUCGGCAGUCCUGAAGAGGCUGGUGGCUGAGCGAGCACCUAAUUCUGGCCCCGAGUACCGGCCUGCAAUCUCGGAAAGCGUGGCCUUGGAGAACUGGGGCUACUCUGGCGAUCGGACCGAGCUCAAUGCUCUACUACUCGCGCAUAAAGCCUCAUUGCGAUCUUUGCUGGAAAAGAAGAGUGCAGCACGAGAGCGAUACCGCGACUUCGAAGAAUUGCUUGCAUUGAAAGAGCGAGGGAUUUCGCGAAGGAGAGAACAAGCGAAACCCUCGGCGGGACAUCAAGAUGUUGAAGCGUCGGAUGAAAUUAAAGCAGAGGUUCGGAGAAUACUGAGAAAUAACUGGACCGGUAACGAACAGUGGAUCGACAGCAUCUUGUUCAACGACACUCAGCCACGGAAAGGGGGUCUUCUGGGCAGUCGCUUUGACGAAGUAUGGUCAGGUGUACAGGCUGGAAGGAUAUCAGACCUCGAAGAUCAGAGUGCUGGUCUCUUAGAGCAGCUCGACGAUCGCGUCCGUCUCCAGAAACGAAGGCUCGAGAAGUGGGAUGACUUUCGCAAGAAGACCUUCCGGAAUCUCCAAUCGCCGCAACAUGACGACAAGAGGACAGAGAAGAAACCCAAGGGACUCGAUUUGGGGCUCAAUGGACAUCUUGAGUUGAACCUGGACCAAUCAGGGACCCAAGAGGCUCCCAGUCUCGAUGCUCCACCUCCUGAGUAUGCGCGAAUACUCCAGGGGAUGAAGACAGAGCUCGGUGGUAUUGCCAAGAUACCUCUUCCGAACUUUUCGAACUUGCUUGGUGGCAUCAAGCGAGUACCCAGGAUUGACGCUUCUCAAUACCUCACCAAGCCAGAGCCUGUUGUAGAGCCAGUCUCCGACCUAGGCGAAUGGGAAGACGAGCCUGAGGUAGUUCAGCCCCCGAAACCUGCGGAGCCUUCGACAAGACACCACAAACGCCAAAUCAGCAUCUCUGGUGGGCGUGGCUUGUCCCAAAGGCAAAUACCGAAAGCGCCGGUCCCUGAGGAUCAUCGUAGGGAUAGCAAGGACCCAAUUCCAAGUACGACUCGGUCCUUGGAGCGGCCGAAACGUCGAGUACCAUCUCCACCCACGACACAGGAGCUUCAGAAUGGGCCAAAGGAGCCCAUAGAGCCCAUUGUUGCCACCCCGAACUUUUCACAUGAUGAGGUCAAACCACAUGGUGACUCACCUCAUGACCCUUCCCCUGGUCGACUUGCACCUCGGGAAAACAUAGCGGAAGAUGCUAUACCUCCGCCUCCUCGUCCGUCGUCAGCGACUCAAAUUCUCGCAGACGAAAUAUUGGCCUCGAUGAGCAACGCAUCACCAUCGCCGGUGAAGAGAUCACGUCACACUCUGUCACUGGCCGAGAGGACUCGCAUGUCUAUGACAAGAAUGAGUUCCUUCGACGCAGAUGAUGUGACUCCACAACUUUCAUCGUCGAAGACCAGCCCCAUCAAGGCCAGCGGAACAAUCACUGUGAAUGAUAUCCCUGAACAGGGUGAGGAAUAUGAGGACUUGGUUGCUCGUACUCGCCGAUCUAUGGCCGGCUUUGAGGCAGCACGGCAGAAGGCGCAGCUAGAUCGAAAAAGGUCGCAGAGGAAGAGCAAAGUGGUGCAGAGGAAGGACAGUUACUUCCCCACCCUGGACGAGGAAAAUGUCGGCGAUGCAUCGGUUGCUGAGGAGCUGAUGGAGGCUAGCCAUGAGGACUACGAGGCUAUCUUUAAGAGCAGACCACGCAUCGCCACGAGCCCGUCGCCCAGUCCAAGCAAGCUGGGGCAUGAAUGA
Anthostomella pinea is the source of this 2301-nucleotide messenger RNA. The record is from the annotation of a GenBank genome assembly. Lineage: Eukaryota; Fungi; Ascomycota; Sordariomycetes; Xylariales; Xylariaceae.